This is a messenger RNA of Boleophthalmus pectinirostris (great blue-spotted mudskipper), 6740 nucleotides long. It is a transcript of the gene arhgap39, whose product is annotated as Rho GTPase activating protein 39. NCBI's taxonomy places the organism in Eukaryota, Metazoa, Chordata, Actinopteri, Gobiiformes, Gobiidae. Gene Ontology annotation, biological process: signal transduction. Gene Ontology annotation, cellular component: cytoplasm; cytoskeleton. The transcript is spliced from 16 exons. Bases 81 to 4010 code for a protein of 1309 amino acids. Gene Ontology annotation, molecular function: GTPase activator activity; protein binding. The record is from RefSeq and is a predicted model, not a curated record.
GACUGGGUGUAGUUGGAGGUGGGGGUGAGGGUGGCAGACUGGGUGAGGUUGGCGGUGGGGAUGAGGGCGUUGGUGAUAGAAUGGGUGAGAGUGUGGGAGACAGAGAGGAUGGCGGUGGACGUGAGGGUGGCAGUGGGAGUGUUGGCGAUAGACUGGGUGAGGGAGUGGGUGGCAGGGUCGGUGAGGAUGGCAGUGAGAGUGUUGAGAAUAGAGUGGGUGGCAGGAUAUCACCUGAGGCAUGUCCACGUGGCCACAUUGAGAGUCUGGAGUUAAGGCAGUGCCAGGUGGACUGUCUGAGAGUUCUGCUCUGUGCCCUGCCCUCCUGGAGCUCCUUGAGGUCCCUCACUCUGCACAGCUAUACCUUGUUCUCACAAUCUGCUGUUGUGGAGCUGAGCCGUGCCUUACAGGAGCAGAGCAGGGCAGGUGGAGGUGUGACCCAGCUCAGUAUCAGCACUCUCCCCUGCCCAUCUUUGUUGGAGCAGCUGCUGGAGGCCUGCCCCCGGCUGCUGUCCUUCUCUGUGGAGGUCCACAGCAUUGUGGGGCCCUCUGGGGCCCGGGGACUGUCCCUGCCACAGAACCACUUCCAGUUCCCCCUCCAGAAGCUGAGUGUGAGCCUGAACCAGCAGCUCUUCCCUCGGCUGCUGCUGCCCUCUCUUCUCCAGUGCUGUCCCCAGCUCUGCUCCCUGCAUGUCUGUGGGCUCAGGCUGCAGACUGGAGCCUCCUAUGGCCAGCUCAUCACCUCUCUGACAGAGUGCUGUGGGGGUCUGCGCUGCCUUUCCCUGGAGGAUGUGAACCUGUCCGACUGUUUGGAGCACAUCCUUCUGCUGCUCAGACACUGCCAGCUGCAUGAACUGUGCCUGAAGGACUGUCGGCUGAUGGAAAAAUGGAACAACAAAGAGGACAGUUUACAGAGGCUGAUCACUGCUUUGGCUGCCCACAACACUCUGCAAUCUCUGAGCCUGGCACACAACCGCAUCGCCAGACAUGUCCCAGUGCUGGCUCAGCUCUUCUCUGCCCCCCGCAGUGUCCUGCAGAGACUGGACCUCAGGCUGGAGUGGGUGGAGAUCAUCGAGCCCCGCACUCGGGAGCGCAUGUAUGCUAACCUUUUGACGGGCGAGUGCGUGUGGGACCCUCCCCAGGGGGUUCGCAUCAAGCGCACUGGGGACAACCAGUGGUGGGAGCUGUUUGACCCCAACACGUCCCGCUUCUACUACUACAACGCCUCUAGCCAGCGCACUGUGUGGCACCGGCCACAGGCCUGUGAUAUCAUCCCCCUGGCCAAGCUGCAGACCCUUAAACAACACACGGACGCCUCCAGCCCCCCUCAGCCUGGGGAACAGCCCGGAGAACAGCCUGGAGAGCAGCCCUCUGCUCACAACAGCCCAGGGAGGAACAGCGCUGUGAGCCAGGAGGGCAGCACCUCCUCUUCUGUGGACCAGGAGAGCUCCGACAAGCCGAGCUCCAGAGAUGGGCCUGACAGAGUUUCUCCUUUUAGGUGGAAUACAGGUACAAAAGAGCGCAUGCUGAUCAAAGUGACGGACCGUGAGCCCAGCUUCUUGGCCCACCAGGACAAUGGCUACUCCUCCAGUGAGCCCCCCCCGACCGGCCGGACACGCCGCUCUUCAGGGGGAAACUCUUCUGAACCUGAUGGCUCCGUGGUCAUCUACUCAGACAGACGCCAGUCUCCAUUCCUGAAACGAGCCGAGCUGGGUGGGACUGGCACCAACCGCCGCUCCUCUGCUGACUCCCAGCCUCCUUCUCCUCGCUAUGCCUAUGAGCCUCCCCUAUACGAAGAGCCACCCUCCGAGUACCAGCCCCCUCCCAUCUACGAGGAGCCCCCCGCGGACAUGCAGCUGUCUGACUCCUCCUCCAUGUACGGCUCCAAGUCUCCGGCUCGCAAAAGCCCUGUGCCCUUGUAUCACUCCCCAAAGCAGUCCCCCUAUGGCCAGCUGGUCCUGACCCGGCAGAAGUGUCCCGAGAAGGCCCAGAGUCUGGAGUACAGCCCUGUGGGUAAGGAGUACGUCAAGCAGCUGGUGUAUGUAGAGCAGUCCACAUCCAGCCCGCGCUUUCGCACUGCAGAUCGCCUGCUUCGCUAUGGCACUUCUGGAGGCUAUGGUGGCUCUUAUGGGGGCUCCUAUGGGGGCUCCUUCACCCUGCAGCACAGCCAGUCUCUGAUCAGGGACCCACGACUGCUCCUGGACUACAGCGGGGAGGGUGGGGAUGCUCAGAAGCUCCUGUAUGAGGACUCCAUCUCAUGGUCGUCCAGCCAAACACACACCAUAUCCUCCUCUACCAUCGGCCCCAGACCCUUCUCUCCAGGUGGGAACCGCAAACGCAAGAGCCGCAAACCCUCCCUGCCCCAGGAGCUGGCCCGCUGCGGGACAGAAGGAGAGGGGGUUUCUCCAUCAGAGGCCAUGCUGGCACAGGCUCGGCUUGCCUGGGAGGCUCAGCAGGUGAUGAAGCAGAGGAGCAGCUGGGACUCAGGGCAGGUGGGGGGCUCUAAGGAUGGCUAUGAGAGUGACGGGGCCGUGCCUCUGCCUUUGCCCGGGCCUGUGGUCAGGGCUUUCAGUGAGGACGAGGGCCUGGCUCAGACUGAGCAUCACUGGAAGAGGAGUACCUUCGACCGUCUGGGCUUUCCCCAAGCCCUGCUGGAGAAGAGCCUGUCUGUCCAGACCAACCUGGCCUCUCCAGAGCCCUACCUCCACCCGUCCCAGUCAGAAGACCUGGGAGCCUGUGCCCAGUUUGAGGCCAGUCGGAAUGCCAGGAAUAUGAUGCCCAGUGCCAGCUGUGGGGUCUUCCCAGAAUUCUCCCUCAGAAAGCCCUCCUCAGAGACAGACAUCGAGAACUGGGCCUCCAAACACUUCAACAAACAUACACAGGGUCUGUUCCGGAGGAAAGUGUCCAUAGCCAACAUGCUGGCCUGGAGCAGUGAGCCCAUCAAGAAGCCCAUGAUUGUGACAUCAGACCGCACUGUGAAGAAGGAAGCUGUGGAGAUCUUCAAACUCAUCCAGACCUUCAUGGGAGACCGACGCUGCAAGGCUGACCCCCUCAGUGUGGCUCUGGAGGUGGUGGUGCGCGGCUGGAGUAACCAGGGCCUGCGCGACGAGCUGUACAUCCAGCUGUGUCGUCAGACUACAGAGAACUUCCGCUACGACAGCCUGGAGCGUGGUUGGGAGCUCAUGGCCAUCUGCCUGGCCUUCUUCCCCCCCACACCCCGCUUCCACAACUACCUGGAGGGCUACAUCCAGAGGCACAUGGACCCGCUCAAUGACAACAAGGGAGUGGCCAUCAGCAGCUAUGCCAAAUAUUGCUACAGAAAGCUGACCAAGGCUGCUCUGACUGGAGCCAAGAAGGGUCUGCAGAAGCCCUGUCUGGAUGAGAUCAGACACGCUCAGAAGGCCAUCUUUAGCCCCUCCAUGUUUGGUUCGUCUCUGGAGGAGGUCAUGGCUCUGCAGAAGGAGCGCUAUCCUGACCAUCAGCUCCCAUGGGUGCAGACCCGCCUCUCAGAGGAGGUUCUGGGGCUCAAUGGAGACCAAACAGAGGGCAUCUUCAGAGUUCCUGGGGACAUUGAUGAGGUGAAUGCUCUGAAGCUACAGGUGGACCAGUGGAAGAUCCCCACAGGCCUGGAGGAUCCUCACAUUCCAGCGUCUCUGCUGAAGCUGUGGUACCGUGAGCUGGAGGAGCCACUCAUCCCUCACGAGUUCUAUGACGAGUGCAUCCGUCACUAUGACAACCCAGAGGCCGCCGUCACCGUGGUGCUGGGCCUACCACACAUCAACAAGCUGGUGUUGUGCUACCUCAUCCGCUUCCUCCAGGUGUUCGCCCAGCCUGCCAAUGUAACCAUCACCAAGAUGGACGUGAACAACCUGGCCAUGGUCAUGGCCCCCAACUGUCUCCGCUGCCAGUCUGAUGACCCUCGCAUCAUCUUUGAGAAUACCCGCAAGGAGAUGUCCUUCAUCCGCCUGCUCAUCCAGCGCCUGGACACCAGCUUUAUGGACGGCAUUCUAUAGCGCCCUCGUUCUCCCUGUCCCUCCCUGAUCCACUCUUUGGCCCUCUCUCCGGCCCUCUCUCGGGCCCCUUUGGCCGUCCUGGCCCUCUCUCCGGUCCCUUUGAUUUUCCUGGUCCUUUCCUUGGUUUCAUUUGGUCCGUUCUCCACACCCUCUGGUUCUCAUGGUCCUCUCACCGGUCCAUUGGCUCCUCCUGGCCCUCUCUCUGACCCCUUUGGUCCUCUCUCUGACCCCUUUGGUCCUUUCUCUGACCCCUCCGGUCCUCCUGGCCCACUCUUCGGCCCCUUUCGUCCCUCUGGUCCCUGCGCUUCCUUCUACAGCCUCUGCCUCAGCUCAGACUCUGCCUGUGUGCCCUUCCGCACAGUAAACAGUUGCGUUCUUUGUCUCAUAGUGCGUUCCUGUCUGUCUCUGUCCAAUACUGAUCCAAGCAGGGACACCCAUGCUUCAUCACCCAUGGCUUUUGUAAGGGUAGACACGAUCAGGGCUCCUCCCACAUGCACAUUGAAAAGGAUCGUGUCUGUUUUUUAUUACAAUGUACUCGGAUGAACUAAUUUAUAAAGCCCAUCUACAGACCUGCCCUGUCCACUACACACACACUCACACUUUCUGUUCACUGCCAGCACCUACAGUACAGGAUGGGCACCACAAUGUCAGCUGAGGAUCUCCUACCUUCCCUUGUGUUUUUCAUGUUUAGUGCCUGCUCAGAGUGCGUGCAGGUCAGACCCCCUCCUCUACACAAAACACACACACACACACACACAUCCCUAGACUGAAUGUUCUAUGAAGCCGUCCCUUUUCACUGUCAAUAUAUGUUCCCCAAGUCUUUGAUACAUUUGCUAAGAGGCACUCGUUGCUCUUUGGAAGUAUUCUUUUUAGGAGACUUUAUUUAUUAAUAUUUAUUUCCUGUCAGUAAUGCCUUGUUGAGAUAUGUAUUGUAGUGUGCGUUUUUACAGCACAUAUAUUGUGUACAAAGGCAUGGAUGAGUGCGUGCCUGAGUCUACUGACAUUAAAUGGUUGAAUGUGUUAUUGGUGCAAUGAUGGUACACUAACAUGGACGGAGGAUGAGGGGCUCUUCUGGAAGCCCUCAGCUCAUCCAUGGAAAGGCCCUGUGUGUACGGAGUGUGGGGCCGCAUGGAGCGUGAGGCUGUGGUUCCCGGGAGCAUGUGUCUUGUACUGUUUCUGUGACUCGUUAAACUGACUGUGAACGGUGCAUCUAACACCCUUUAUCACCACAUGUGUCCCUCACAGCUCUGCCUUCGCUCUCUGACUGAACAUACCCGUGGGUCUUCAAAGUGCCCGGGACUCUCGUGGGCAGACAUUUUCUGCUUUGUUUUCUAUCGUGAUGUUGUGGUGUGUAAACCAAGCUGUCUGUGGAACUGUGUCUCCAGGCUUCAACUGGCGACUAUUAAGUCUAAUCUGAAAAGUGAGAAAGGAAUCCUGUUUAUAAUGUCACAUCCAUGUAUGCCAUAGAAGCAAUUGUUGAUACUGCCAUUGCAUUUUUACAAGUGCUCAUACAUAUAGGUCCUGGGGUCUCAUUUAUACAGCGUACUGAAAUGUUAUGUGUGAUUUUUCCAAUCUUACAAACAUGAAAAACAGAAGUAGUCAAUUUUAAAUGUUUAGCAGUUGUCACUGUCUCACUUACCUUGUGCAUUCUGAGCAUCCAAAUUAUUCACCGCAAUGACUUUAUAAGUGCUUUCCAUAACUUUCAGAGGCCAGAGUGCAGUUAAGCAAUCACAGUAAAGCUGCCAGCUAUCAGGCUAACUGUGCACUUCCUGAUUAAUGGACAAUAAAAUUCUUUAUACUUAAGAUGUGGGGCUGGGCAGUUAAACAAUUGACCUUGCAGGGUUAUUGUGCAAUUAAACUAUUGCUACUGUAAACAAACAAACAAACAAAAAAGCUCAGUAAGGCAGUUCAUAAUGUCUUAAAUAAUAGAAUGUGAUAAGAAUAAAAAUGUAAAGAACUUCGCCUGUUUGAAAAAGUCCCUGCUCUGACUUCCAUUAAAAUCCAUUCCAAUCAUAAUCGUCCAGAUUGUGCCAAAUAAUUGGGAUAUUAUUUUUUGGCUGUAUCAUCCAGGCCUAUUAAGAUGCAGGAAGGACACAUCUGUACUGGGAUAGGACACAUUUUGAUUAAUAGUGGAAAAAAAAACAAGUACAGUAUGGAAAAGUUUUAUAAAUGAGAUCCCCUAGAGCUUGUCUGGUGUUCCAUGAAAGUCAUCGAGCACAAAUUGAACUCACACUUUGACACUAAAAUGGAAAUGUAAAACACUAGUGCUUGGUGCCUCUGAAGUGUCCAGGUAAUGACUUGUAGAAUACAAGUGUUUAAAAGAUUCUAUCCUGAAGAUUUUUGGACCAUCUGAGGCCUGAUGUUGGAAGCCCACUUAAGGUCUAGUUCAGGGUAGAUAGGUUUGAGCAAACUCAGAGUUGAUGGUACCAUGGUAACAGACCUUCACUGUUCUGCCCAUAAUGAAAUUCAAAGACCCACAUUGGCAUGUGAACUGCAGUUAGGCCUGGCGCCAGAACACAUUUUGACAAGCAUGAUUUUCACUUACAGUCCAGGAUGGGCACCACAAUGUCAGCUGAGUAUCUCCUACCUUCUCUUGUGUUCUUCAUGUUUAGUGUCUGCGCAGAGUGCGUGCAGGUCAGACCCCCUCCCCUACACAAACACACAUGCAUACACAUCUCUAGACUGAAUGUUCUAUGAAGCUGUCCCUUUUUUUACUGUUAUCAAUAACUA